This is a messenger RNA of Exophiala xenobiotica, 1419 nucleotides long. RefSeq lists its product as uncharacterized. The record is from RefSeq and is a predicted model, not a curated record. The transcript has 3 exons. The coding region runs from base 299 to 1123 and encodes 274 amino acids. Lineage: Eukaryota; Fungi; Ascomycota; Eurotiomycetes; Chaetothyriales; Herpotrichiellaceae.
CUUGGGCCCUUUCUCCAGCCAUGCCCGGCAAGGCUGUGCUGCGAGUACUGUACUACCCAGCCCACUCAUACUGUCAGUGUCAAUGGAGUGGACAACGAAGCCACAGCCCGCCUUAUGGUUGCCGUGGGGUACAAUACUAUAUCUUUCCCCUCCCCUGCCUCCUCUGGUGGCUCUUGCUCAUCCUCAGACAAUCCAUCAGAGCGUCCCACCUACCUCACUCCUCUUCCUUAGUUAGAGAGCCUGGACCUGAACCCUCUGACGAAGCAUCUCCUAUACCUUGCUCGGCAUCACUGUCAACAUGAAGUCCUUCGCUUUGGCUGCGGCUUUGUUCGCCUCUUCGUCUUUUGCAUGGCUCCCAUCCUGCGCAUGGUCUGAUUGUAUGGGCAGCUGGGAUGGCACAAGCUGCGACUCAAGCAGCGGCUGGAGUUGUCUUUGCUCGAACCAAACCGCCAUCUCCCAGAUGAACACCUGCGUCGCUACUUCCUGCACAAACCAAACAGAUCAAGAAGCUAUCUACGGUGCCGUCGCACAACUUUGCGCCAAUGCUGGUGUAACCGUCACCAACUCGCAACAGGCUACCUUCAGUGCUACCUCUGGUGGUUCUGCUUGGCCAUCUCAGAUCACCGCAGGGCCAGGCUUUGGCCCUGGUGGCGGCUGGAACUCCGGUCAGUGGUCAAGCUGGAUCUCUGCUUGCUCAACCGGUCUGCCGUCUGCACCUAGCGGCUGGAACGGCCAAGGCGGAUGGGGUGGUCCUGGUGCGUGGGGAGGUCAUGGUGGCCCCGGAGGAGGUCCAUUUGGCGGCCCAUGGGGCACCAAGGCCAGCGGAAUCAACUGCGACUCGUGGACCACCUGGACUGCUGGUUGGGGUCCUUUCUCCUCGUGGACCGGUACCUGGUCUGGCUGCAGCAGUACUACUGCUUCGCCCAUCCCAGCUACUAUCACCACCACUGUCACUACUGGCGGCUCUACUCAAGUCAUCACCGGCACCACCUUUGGUAUCCAGGCUGUUGCAGCUGCGACGACCACUGGCAGCUCGGAUAACGGCGCUGCCUCUUCCCUCCGCGGUCUCGGCGCUUGCGGUGCGCUCGUUGCCGCCAUUUUCGUCACCAUGAUUGCUUUGUAAACUAACUACUGUUUUGAAAGUGGAUUGCAUUUGGUGACUACGAUGUUGGGAGCCUUUUGAUACCUUGCAUAAAUUUGGAUUGGCGCAUUCAGCUAUGGGCAAACUCAGGCCUUGAGUAUGAUGAAAACUGCAUUCAUGAUGACUUGUAUUGAUAUUGGGGACGGCAUGGACUUGAUACAAUGACCCUGACUACGAUCCAGUCAAUCAAUGAAUAAGGAGAUUCACUUAAUCUCUAUUUGUUUUCUAUGUUUCCCUUGCAAGAUUAUUUCGUAGCCUCCUAAUGGAAUAUAUUAUGG